Messenger RNA from Exophiala viscosa, 1159 nucleotides. RefSeq lists its product as uncharacterized. The transcript is spliced from 2 exons. The record is from RefSeq and is a predicted model, not a curated record. NCBI's taxonomy places the organism in Eukaryota, Fungi, Ascomycota, Eurotiomycetes, Chaetothyriales, Herpotrichiellaceae. The coding region runs from base 227 to 946 and encodes 239 amino acids. Gene Ontology annotation, biological process: DNA recombination.
GACUUCCCGACAACAGUACUGGACGGCUGAAAGGAAGAAUAGGCAAACGCCAUUGCCAAUGUCAAUGCCGCCUCUCACCUGUGCAUUUUCAUCAUCCAGAACAGAUGCCUAUUGUUCGUUAGGCUAUCAAUGGCCCUCGAACAGGAAUAUUCCACGCGUCCAUCAUCAUUGAUGAUUCGCCCAACUUCAGUAUUCGUCGAGCUCUAAGAGACAAGACACCAAAAUUAUGCAUCCCGUAAAGAGAAGACGCCUAAAUCAAGGCACAGCAUUCCUGAACAAGCCUUUCCGCUCACCACUGCGCAUGACACCUAGCAGUCACAAGGAACAAACUUCAAGCCCAGAUUCAAAGCUACAAGCGAAUACUAAUCAUGACUUUCCAUCGCCACGCGUGACCACUUCAAGUGAUUCAAUCGAAACGCCAGAAAAGCUGCAUGUGUCGGUUGACUCUGCCAAAGUCGAAUACAAGGACGUCCAAAAAGAAUACACUGCAUUGUCCCUUCAUCUCAAGAAAUUAUCCCAAUCACUUGACAUUGCUCAACAAGCUCUGCAGAUCGAAAGUUCAGCUCAAGAUGUCCAGUUACGAGUUUUGAUCUCCAAAUGGAAAGCUGUUGCCCAAGAUGCUGCUGAAAGGUUGUUUGUCGACGUCAAAGAACGGAUCGAUCAGAUGGGCGGAGUUGCUGCCUGGCGGGCGAGGACUCAGGAAGAUGCACGCCAUUGGAACUCUCAAGAGGAAGGCAAUGACCAAGUCCAGCACCGAGAGCCCCACGAUGAUGAUGCUCCAUCACAGAAUGCCGCAGCAAUCAAAGACGCUCGAGAAUCAGAGAAUGCUCCUGCAGACGAGGACGCGGAGGCAAGUUUUUUCACUAUGGACAUGAUGCUGCAAGAGAUGAACAUUGACCUCAAAGUCAUCGGCUAUGACAAGGACCUGGAAAGAUGGGUUGACUGAAGUCGAGAUCGACCUCGCCUCUAGAAGAAGAUUUGGGCAACAAUCCCAGUCCUCAAGAUUGAUUGCAUUGGCAAACUGUUGAUGCAGAUGCCCUCCAAAAUUCCCUCAGAUCUGCUGUAGUGGUUAUCCAGAAGCAAGGCGGCUGGAAGUAGGAAGCUGUUGUGGUGGUGGACCACAACCCUACUGCAGGUCAUGAUGGCAGGAAUAUUGGAA